UUUGUUUGCCGUUAAAGCCGUUUUUGUUCCGCUGUGAAACCGGCGGUACUGUACGACCAAACCGUAAAAACAAACCCGCGUAUUAUUUGUUUAUUAUUGUUUAAUUUUCAUCGUCACCGCGUUUAAAAUACGCUUAGUUCUCGAGUUACUAUAUUUAGUGAACUGUAUAAGCUAAAACAACCGACGCGAAUGUUAAAUUACUCUCCAUUAGUGACAUAAUAAUAAUAAAAAUAUACACAAUGGAGAAAAAGCAGAGCAAAUCCGACACACAUACACGCCAUCAUCACCACCACCAUCAUCACCAUCAAAAACACCGUCACCACCACCACCAGACCUCCAGCAGCAGCAGCGAUGAGUCCGGCGGCAGCAGCCCGGCCCACAGCGCACCCAUAGCGGCCAACGCCUUCGCCAACGACGGCAGCUUCAUGGAGAUGUUCAAGAAGAAGAUGGAGGAGGAGGAAAAGAGGAAGAAACAACAGCAAGAGGAGGAGGAGGAGAUGAUGAAGGGCAGCUCGUCUGCAGCUCAAGCCCCGCAGGACAAGAAGGCGUUUAGCGCGAGCAGCUUUGUGGGCAAGAGGAGAGGAGGCGCGAGACUGGCCCUCAAGACCGGCGUGGUGGCCAAGAAACUGAAACAAGACUCAGAGGUGGAGGCUGGGAAAGGAGACGCCUGGACGAAAUACAUGGCAGAGGUGAAGAAGUAUAAAGCUCAUCAGUGUGGAGACGAUGACAAAACCAGACCUCUGGUCAAAUAGACUCAAUCUGCUCUGUCUUCUUCAUCUCUCUCUCUCUCUGUGAGUGUGUGUGUGUGCUGUAUAUCUGAUAGUUUGGUUAUUUUACACACACAUCACCUGCUGAGCUUCAGUUUGUCCAUGGCAUUAAGAUCUCCUUCACCCUCUUGGUAUUUUGUAUUCAUGUGUUUGGUGUGUGUGAACGAGGUGAUGAUGAUGACGAAAAUUAAACACACACACACAUUA
Molecule: messenger RNA, 974 nt
Organism: Danio aesculapii
Lineage: Eukaryota; Metazoa; Chordata; Actinopteri; Cypriniformes; Danionidae
Gene: trir
Product: telomerase RNA component interacting RNase
Exons: 3
Coding region: 240-752 (170 amino acids)
Molecular function (GO): 5'-3' exonuclease activity; 3'-5' exonuclease activity
Source: RefSeq, a predicted model, not a curated record